GUGAACAAGUCAUAUUUCUGUGUAUAUUUAAUUGACUUUUGUUUGUAUUUGUAGCAUGAUCAAUAUUACAAUCGCCUUGAAUGGUUUAGCAGUCAUUAGACAAAAAGUAAGAAAAGACUUCCAUUAACAGUGAGGCUAAUAGUGCAAUUCAAUGUCUACUCGGAAGUAAGCCCUAUUUAAUUCAUUGGGGCUUAUUCAUGGGUUAGUGGGGUGUCUGCUCAACUGCAUUGGGUUCAGUAGCACUUGCUCCCAGGUAAGUGUGAAUUGGAUUGUAGCCUAAGACUGCAUAAACGGUCUGCAGAAACUGGUGCACUCAUAGUAGCUAGUGUGAUGCUGGAUCAGGACGGGAAAGGCCUGACUGAAACCCCAGCUACUGAAACCACCUGGAGGUGAAUUGGCCAAGCAGAAAUUACUUGAGGAGGCUUGGAAGGUGGCAAUGCAAGAAUGGGCCUUUUCGGUGAUGGCCCCUCAGCUGUGGAAUGCUCUCUCCAGGAAGGCACACCUGGUGCCUUCUCUAUCCAUCUUUAGAUAUCAAGCAAAGACCUUCCUUUUCACUCAGGCCUUUGUACCUCUACAUGUAUGGCGGAUAAACUUGGAUACUCCAGAAGAGGCUCAUCAAAACCUCUCUUUUGGUGCUGCUGAUCGGUGGUGGGAGCAAACUGAUCUCACCAAACUAAUCUUAUCCUCAAACAAGCUGCAAUGUCUUUCUGAUCAUGUCAAACUCUUGCCUGCUCUUACUGUGUUGGAUGUGCACGAUAAUCAACUGACAUCUCUUCCUUCUGCUAUAGGAUCACUGGAAAACCUUCAGAAACUUAAUGUGAGUCAUAAUAGACUAAAAGAUGUACCAGAGGAGCUUAUCCAGCUGAAACAUUUAAGGAGUCUGCUUCUGCAGCAUAAUGAAUUGAAUCGCUUGCCGGAUGAAUUUGGACAACUUACUAGUUUGGAGGAGUUGAACGUUUCCAACAACUAUAUUUCUAGUAUCCCUGCAAGUUUUUGUUUCCUUACAAACUUGGUGAGGCUCAAUUUGUCUUGUAAUCAUUUGAAGAGUCUACCAACAGAAAUCAGUGCUAUGAAAAGUUUAAAACAGCUUGAUUGUACUAAAAACGAUCUGGAAACUAUACCUCCUGAACUGGCCAAUAUGGUAUCAUUAGAACAACUUUAUUUAAGGAGAAAUAAAUUGUGCUACCUGCCAGACCUUCCUUCAUGUAAAUUUUUAAAGGAGUUGCAUGUUGGUGAAAACCAAAUUGAAGUAUUAAAACCUGACCACCUAAAGCAUCUGAAUUCCUUGUGUGUGCUGGAAUUAAGAGAUAAUAAACUAAAAUCACUACCAGAUGAAAUAACUCUGUUACAAGGGUUAGAGCGACUGGACCUAUCCAACAAUGAUAUUAGUAGACUUCCUUAUAAACUAGGAAACCUAUCUCAGCUGAAGUUCCUAGCACUGGAAGGAAACCCUUUAAGAACCAUCCGAAGGGAAGUUCUACAAAAAGGAACACAAGAAAUACUGAAAUAUCUUAGAAGUAAAAUACAAGAUGAUGAUACAAUUAGUCCAAAUGGAGAAUUGUCUGUGACAGCGAUGACUCUGCCAAGUCAAUCAAAAAUUAACCUGCAUGCUAUAACUGCAUUAAAAACAUUGGACUAUAGUGAGAAACAGGCAGCUGUAAUUCCGGAUGAAGUACUGAAUGCAGUUGGAACCAAUCCAGUCAAUAUUGCAAAUUUCAGCAAGAAUCAGCUGACUGAAAUUCCAGUAAGAAUUGUGGAGCUAAAGGAAUCUGUCUCUGAUAUCAGUUUUGGUUUCAAUAAGCUCUCUUCUGUUUCCCUGGAACUCUGUAUGCUUCACAGACUGACACAUUUGGAUGUCAGAAAUAACAGUUUGACAUCUCUGCCUGAUGAAAUGGAAGCACUGACAAAACUGCAAGUAAUUAAUCUUGCUUUCAACAGAUUUAAAAUAUUUCCAAAUGUCCUCUAUCACAUUCCUACUCUUGAAACAAUCCUCCUUGCCAAUAAUCAGGUCGGAUCCCUGGACCCUCUGCAAAUAAAGAAGUUGGAUAGGCUUGGGAUCCUUGAUCUUCAAAAUAAUGACCUCUUACACAUACCACCAGAACUUGGGAACUGUGUCAAUCUCAGGACCCUUUUGCUGGAAGGCAAUCCUUUCCGGACUCCUCGAGCUGCUAUUCUUGCCAAGGGGACAGCUGCUGUGCUUGAAUACCUAAGAAGCAGAAUUCCUACUUGAUCUGUUGUGCUUGGUUUGAACCAAAAUGUGUACAAGACCUUACCCUUCUGAAGCAUGAAGAUCACAGUCCUUAUGCCUGAGAAGUAUUUGAUUGGAUCAGCAUAAGUUCAAAGUGUAUAUGCUGGAGUUACUGUUAAGGGCUGUUUCACAGAGGACUUUUACUUUGCAUGUGAGCAGUUCAAAGUGUCUUUGGGUACAUAUUUGCAUAGCGUAAGUGUGUGUGUUAGAUCUAUCUGUCCAACAACUAUUCCUGGGUUCAUGACAUAGUGUUAAAAAUACUGCUGCAGUCAAGGAAUUGCUGGUGACUGUUUCUAUGUAUGGUUUGGUCUGUUCUUGCCCCAUAUACCCUGUAUGAACAGGUGCUGUGUGUUACCUGAAAUUGGACAUAAUAUUCUGUUGUGCUUAAAUUUUCUUUUAUCCUUGCUGUUUAAAAUUCCAUUUUCUUUAAUUUUAAGAGCACCAAAACAGUUACUCAAAAAUUAAACGUAGAUAUUGAUCUGUAUAACAUGAUGCCUUUGACCACAUGAUUGCCUAUUCAAGGAGAAGUAUGAUGCUGGCUUAAUCACUAUUGAUAAAUUGGCACCUGUAUCAAAUUAGUAUUUGAAAAUCAGAUUGAAAUAUAUAUAGCAAAUGAUCAGUUUCAGAAAUUCAGCCAAACGACUUAAGUAUGCUGUGUGCAAUUGACGGUCAUGAAUUCCAGAAAUGUUUUGAAAAACUUCCAUAUGGAACACCACAGAUGUUGGAAGCAUUUUUUUCUGUGUUUUUAAAAUUAACACUUUGUACUGUGUGUAUGUUGUAUUUAUUCAAAUGGCUAGUCUCGUUAGAUUAACAAAGGAUUGUAUCCAAAGCAGCAUCAGCAGAGGUCCACUGGAACAGUGACGCUGGUUUCAUCUUCUCCUGCCCCCCCCAAAUCUUCUCCAGAGGGUCCCUCAACCUUCCAGAGGUGAUUUUGAGGGUUCAUGGGGGGCUGUAGGAGAGAGGAGAGGAAUGUUCCGUUACAUUAUCUUGUACUAUCAGUAUCUUGCACUAGCAGAACAAGAGUGUUGGAUAUUGCCCAUGUUUUUCAUUUCUUUUCUUCUUCCCCCCUUUUUAUUUUUCACUGAUGAGUCAAAGCAUUAGGACUGUGGUUUUAAAUCUACUCUGAUUCUGUAUAUAGAAACAGGCAGCAGCCCCGGUGUUGGUUGAUGUGUAAAAUACUAGCCAUAUGUACACUACUGCCUAGGAGGAUACUCUCCUUUUCAGCAAACAGCAGAUAUGGUUAUGAAAGCCAUAGUCCCAACCCAAUGAGAGUCUAGUGCAGGGGUGACUAAGCUGGGGCCCUGGUUUUGGAGUACAGCUCCCAUAAUCUCUAACCACUAGCCAUGUUGCCUGGAGCUAAUGGGAGCUGAAGUUCUCCAACAUCUAGGAGGCCACCGAUGAGCUAGCCCUAGUCUAGUAGAUUUUGUGAUUUAGGAAAUGUUUAUGUGCCACCUCCCCCUAUUUAAACUAUUCCACAAGUGAGUAUGCUGCCCUAAGCCUGUUUUUAGCCACUGAUUGUCCUUGAUGUAUUGAAGCAAAGAUAAAGGUAAAUACAUAAAGACUGGGACUGGGGCUGAUUGGUAACAAUUCAUGCAUGUUUCAUCUUUCUAGAUAAGAGAAAAAAUGUUUUCUAAAUAUGUUGGUGGCAUAUUCCAUAGUGGCAUACUCCAAGCCUCAGAUGGUGGUUCUAGAUGCUACCCCCAGUUCAGUGCAGUGCAGUGUUAAGUCUAGUUGAGUGCACCUAUCUUUGUGUUUAUGCAGCUGAUUCGCCUGAGUACAUGCUAACGUAUCAGAUACUUGAGUCCUAUAUCAGUUCUGGCAACACUUCUAGCUAUACAGUACUCGCAGGAGCUGGGGGACUAAUAGCAAUCAUUGUACUAAACCAUUCGCAGCAGUGUAGCCAAUACUACUUUUGUGACCUGAAAGGCUGACAACUAGAAGUGUCAUUUUAUGUUUGAGAAUGUGUUUCUAGUUCUGAUAUGCUUGGAGUGGUACAAAAUAAAAAUAAAAACCUGUGGGCUGAGAAAGUAAAAAUUAAGAGGCCUGCCAAAAAAUCUUGCUCUUACUCCUCUAAACUUGCUUUCUAUGAAUUAGCAAAUAUGACAUCUUUGUCUUUUAAAAAUGUAAUUGCAAGACUCCAGCACAAAGUACUUACAAUAAGGUGCUUUUAUUUAUACAAUAGACUUUUUAAUAUAUUAUUCAAAACACUUUUUUAAAUACUGAAAAAGGUUGAGUACAUCAAAGCCGAAAAUGGCUCUGCUAUACGCUGCACAGCAUUGUUUGAGUCCCUGUAUUCUUUUUAUGUACAGAAAGCAUCUGCAAAAUGCAUUCUAGACACAAUAUGCACCUUACCAGUUAGUGUCAACACAUAAAGUAAAAUGGGAGAGAUACCACCUGCAUGUGCAAAUUAAAGAUAAUUGAUUUCACUGAAUCAAUAGAUUUAAAAUAUAGCUUUAAAGUACCUUUUUGCACAUAAAAUGAAGCAGCUUCUAAGUUCAAUAAAUCUGUAUACUGCAAAGACACUGAAAUACAUUCACAAUCUAUGUUCAUAGAAUAGUAAAUGAUUCUUCAUUCAGCCAUAUUUACAAUGAUAUAAUUAAACUGAAAAGUAAGUUUUUCAUAUAGCAAUCUUUGUAACACAUACAAAAAUGACAGUUCUGUAUAUAAUUUAAGCUCAAAAUCACAAUUGUCUCAAAAUAUUAAUUACAAUACAGCUAUCUCUAUAAUUAAACGUGUUUUUAUAAAAUGGUAAAAUCUGUAAUAAAGUAAGCUGUUUUUGACUUGAUUACAGUACUCACAAGUAGAAAAAUGUAACUUUUGUUUUGCCCAGUGUUAAGCCACCUAAGCUAGCAAAGAGGCAGGAAAGGCCCCAAUUUAUAAAAAUUCAGCCUCUUGUGCUGAACUGGUGUGGCUUGUUGAUGUUUGGAAUAAAACCUUUUACAAGGGGCAUGAAAAUUCUAGAUGGAGUAAAAUGGUGUGUAUUAUACAUAUUUUGAGUGUGACUUAACGCACAUCUGAAAAGUUCAUAAAGACUAGUAAAGGAGGACUUUUAAAAAUUGGAGUUAAAAUUCUGGUUUUUUAUAGAGAGAAAUGUGGCUAUUAAAAAUGCGUGCUGAGGAAAAUUAUGCUUUGCCUUUCGGUGUCAGUGUUGGGCUGUACAAAUAUUACUACCAUCAUUGUAGGGCAUAGCAAAAACUGUACUUGUUAACCUUCACUAUCCAAACUACUGGUUUAAAAAUGCUUUUAUUCUUAUCUCAUACUUGGAACAUGAUGCAAUGAUGCAGGCCUGACCAAAAGGAAAAAAUUAGAAAUCAAAAUUCUUGAUAGCAAUUCCUAAAGGAAGAAAAAAAUAUUUUGUGAAAGUAUAAACCACUCUUGUUUCAUCUUAAUUUUGCCCCCAAAGUACAUGAAAGCUGUAAAUAUGGAAAACCUGAAUCAAAGUUAAUAGCCUUUAACUUUAAACACUGUUAUUGUUGACAAUAGUGAUACCUAUUGAACCUUAGCAAGGGUGUGAACAUGCUGGCAUUUUCCUUUAGCUUCUCUGGUUUGCAUGAUUACUUCUUAAGAGAGGCAUGUAUUGCAGUCAGACACAGUACACUCACAAGCCAACUCUGUAAAAUGCUGAAAUUACUGUUCUUAGUUAGGUAAAUGGGUAAGCACAGCCAUGCUGCUGCUGCAGUAAAAAAAAAAAAGCUUAAUCCAUUCACCUCAGCCCUAAUCCUAAUAGUUAGAGAGCUUUCAUAGUAUAAAUGGUGCUGGAGAGAAAACUUACAAGGAUUCUGAAAAUUGUAUUUCUAUAGAAGUCAGUUUUGUAGAGUUUUUGCCAUAGGAGUAUGUCGUAACUGCAUGUAUAGAAGCAUAACAAAUUCCUGUCACUGAAUCCAUGUAGUGAUGUUCUAUCUGCAUUAAUCCUAAUGGGUUCCUGAACAGCUGUUGCGCUAAAUCAAGGUAUGUCAGUCUUUCCCUUUGUUUUACUUUUAGUGUAAUUCUAAGGUGAGAUUUCGUAAAUAAACUUUUAAGAAUUGUUGCUAACAGAACUAUUGCCAUGGUAACAAAUGCAACAGAGUGAAGAGUAAAUGUCAUGUGUAUUUUUAAAUUAUUGUAAAAAAUGGGAAGAAAUAAGUUUAAAAACAUUGGAUUCUCACCUGGAUAUGAGGACCAGGAGUGCAGUUGUGCAGGGUCUCGGGGGGGGGAGGGUCUAAGACCCUUUACUUUUUUGGGAGCAGAGUCCCAGCAGGGUCCCUAUGUCUCCACCAUCCUAUGAGCCAAUAAGCAUGAAAGGGGAGUGUAUUAGUCACUGAGAAGAGUCUCCUAACAUGCUUCCUUGGAGACAAUCAGAGUAAAAGGAGGCGAGUCAGCUGUUGAGAAGACUCUUCUCGGCAGCUAACACUCUCCCCUUUCAUGCUUAUUGGUUCCUAGGGAUGUCUGUUUUUGUGAGAGAAGGUGUUAGCAAGGAUCUCAUUCUCAAUCCAGCAGUAAAAAGGGGGGGCAUUGCUGUGAUUAUCAUGAAGGGACUGUGCACUUCUGAAUUUGCCACUACACUACUGAUGAGGACUGGUAAAUUACAUAGCAUUUGAAGUUUCACAUCGUUGGAAGAAGAAACCUGGGAUUCAAAGAUCACUACAGGCCCAUAGCAUACAAGAGCAAUAACAUAUAGAGUAUUUAUCUUACUAUACUAUACUCCUGCUCAGAAGGUCAGAGCAAGUGGCAUGAUUCCCAGGCCACCUCCCAUUCAGCUUACAUGGCCAGGCCUUGGAAACCAUUUGAAGUAGAUCAGCUUGAUGCCCAGCUACUAUUUUCCAGCCUGUCAUAAUUAUCUGAUUCAGUAACACAACUGAGCUGAAACCUGCACAAUAUAUUUAGCCCUCAAGGGGCUAUCCUGAGUUCUUUUUAGCAGCUGAACUGUUGCAUUUUAUUGUUUAAUUAUGGUUUUAUAUUUCAGUGUCAUCAGUCAUGAACCUGGGAAAAAGUAUAUAAAUAUUUUAAGUAGUCUAAUAUAUAUUUAUACUCAAAAAAGUUAUUGCUUGUGUGAAUCCCCCUGCAAAUGCUCAAGAACUGUAUUACAUUAGUGCUAAACCACUUUUAAUUAGCUGUAGUAAAGGUUCCUCUAGCAAUAAGCAAGAGUAUACACUGUUUCCCAUCAUUUAUUGUCAUCUUGUGAAUUAACCCAAAUGCAUGUUUUAUCAGACGAAACACCGUGUCAUUCAUUAAGAAUUUGAGCUGAGUAAGGACAGCAUAUUUUUGCAAUCAGAAUAUCUGAAUAUGGACUAAGAAAAGGGUGUGGCAGGGAAGCAUUGCAGAUUACAACGAAUAUUGAGAUUAGUUGUGAAUAUUCGUUGUGUGAGACCCUAAACCACAUUGAGUGAAUGUGGUUAUCCAAGUGUUUUGCUCUUUCUGACAGCCUUAAUUUGCACUUACAGAUGCUUUAUUAACAAAUAGGACCACUAACUGACUUAUGCAGCUAAAGGCUGCACUCAAAGAACUCCAUAUGUACACCUGUUGAACAAAUGGUUGGCAAUGGCAGUUUGACUAUUAAUAAUCAAUAAUAAUUGAUUAUUAGCUGCCUUGAGUCUGAAAGAGGUGGAAGCAAAGGGGAGUCCAAAUGCAGUUCCUUCCUCCUCCGUAUCUUUGCAAGUGAUCAGAGCUAUCCAAACCAUAAUUCUUAAAUUAAUGUGCUCUGAGAAGUACUGAGAUGAUGUAUGUCAAGCACUUUGGCAUGUUCAAGUGCUGCAUACCUGCCAAGUUAUUUGUAGCUAAAGGGUCAACAGGUGUAAUAGGUGGGGGAAGGGAUGCAAAGCUCCAGUCUUCCCACUCCUGCCACUUCACUCAUACUCCCUGCUCUGCCAUCCAUGUCUCAAAUCCAUCUCUGAUGCCAGUGUCUCACAUGGCACAUAUUAUGUUGUUAGCUAUAACUCACUGAUACGUCCAAGACAGACUCUGCCUUUGUAGCCCUGGCCUAGGUUCUGUUUCUUAGUCACACAGGAGUGUUGUGAGAGAGCACAAAAUGUUAGGAAUUUGUAUAAAUGUUAGAACUAAGUAGAACCGGGUGGGGGGUAUGUUUUGUAAAUACUUCCAUGUCCCUCAAAAAGCAUCUCCACAUUUUCAUUUUUCCAAAAUGGGUAGGGGGAAGUCAAGAUGGUACAAAAAUGGUUGGGGGGGAUUGAUUGUUAAUUGAGCAAACACCCUCUUUUGGGAACUGCACAGGAGGGUGACUCAGAUGCUUAUUUGCAUAGGCAUUGCAGGCAGAAUAUUGCCUACACAUACUUUUGCUAUGAAGAGGCUGUGCGCUGGAAUACACAUUCUGAAGUGCAUCCUUGUGCAACUAGAACUAGAUAAGGGACAAUGCAAUUCCAUUUGUCCUUGUGGAACUCAUAGCCAGAUCUGAUUUCCUCUGUGAGUGAUGACAUGUUUACUAAAUGAUUUAUGAUGUGAAAAAAAAUGAAAAAGUGAAGUUGGAAAAAAGCCCUGUUUAAAAGUUUUAAAAGACAGCACUGAAACAGCAGGGGAUUUGGAAUAACAAUGGCUAUGAAUAGGUACAUGAAAGCCAGGAUGAAAGUCAAAAGAAGGUGUCUAUGUACCCCUCAAAAGCACACUUUCUUCCUUGAAAAUUCAGCAUAUUCAGUAUCCUGCCCCCAACUCAGAAGUACUUAAAUUUAAAUUUGUAAGGCAUUAAAUUUAAAAAGGCAAAAGUUUUAAAGGCAAUUCUGUAUGUCUCUUCAGCAGUGAGUCCCAUUAAGUUCAAUGGAGUUUACUCCUGGGUAAGUGGAUGUAGGUUUGCAGACUUAAAUUAUAUAUAGAUUUUUUUUUAAUGAAAAUAUCAUUCUAUAAAUCAUCAUAUGGACUUGAGAUAAGAAAAGAGUUUAUGGGAAUUAGUUUUAUGAGAUGUAAAGAACUUUGAGGCUAUGUUUUAAUGGACAGCAGAAUUUGUAAAGAGCUUGUGUGUGCUUCUGUGUUCUGAAAUUACAUAACAUCUAGAAAUAAUUAAAAAGAAUAUUGAAAAGAAACUGGUGCCUGUGCACAGCCCGAGGCUUACAAUGAAAACAAAUAUGUAAUAACGUGAAAAUUACAUGUAUAUAUGUAUCCCCCCCGAUGAUCUAACAUAUAUUAUACAUUUGGCACUGUAUUUGCCAUUGGUCCAGCAAUUGGCAAAAAAAUGUUUCCUAUAUAUAUAUA
Rhineura floridana is the source of this 9421-nucleotide messenger RNA. It is a transcript of the gene LRRC40, whose product is annotated as leucine rich repeat containing 40. The record is from RefSeq and is a predicted model, not a curated record. Bases 437 to 2230 code for a protein of 597 amino acids. Gene Ontology annotation, molecular function: protein binding. NCBI's taxonomy places the organism in Eukaryota, Metazoa, Chordata, Lepidosauria, Squamata, Rhineuridae. The transcript has 16 exons.